Molecule: messenger RNA, 2127 nt
Organism: Aspergillus glaucus CBS 516.65
Lineage: Eukaryota; Fungi; Ascomycota; Eurotiomycetes; Eurotiales; Aspergillaceae
Product: FHA domain protein
Exons: 5
Coding region: 1-2127 (708 amino acids)
Cellular component (GO): cytoplasm
Molecular function (GO): protein binding
Source: RefSeq, a predicted model, not a curated record
AUGCCAGAACGACAAGCCGUCGUGACCCUUCACCCCCUCUACUGUCCCGAUACCUUCUCCUUCCGGUCCUUGACCUUCGCAUCUGACGAUGACUACGUUGAUAUCGGCCGGUCAUCUAAGCGCGAAACCAAGAAUCUAGUCCCCGCUCAUUAUAACGCCUGGUUCGACUCGAGGGUCAUGUCUCGUGACCAUGCGAGGAUCGGAGUGAAUAUGGCGGAGAAGACUGUCAUUAUUCGUGAUGGCGGUUCCAUGCAUGGUACCUGGGUGAACGACAGGAGGAUUCCUGUCGAGCAGGAUGUCGUUGUGAAUAGCGGCGAUGUCUUGACUUUUGGUGCGGAUGUUACUCGUGGUGCUGAAACGUUCCCCCCGCUUAGGGUUCGUUGUGGGUGCGAGUGGUUCGAUUCUAGUGAUGAUGCAUCAAAGGAGGACAUCGCAGCCAGAAAACAGAGCUAUCCUAUCAACACUUUUGUCGUUCCUGACGAUGACGACGACAGUGAUGUUGUUGAGGUGGUUGACGACUCAGUGCCGGCUAGACCGAUGAGUCCUCAGGAUCACGAGUCUGAGGAUUCCGACCAGAGUGAUGACGCAAAAAACCAUGAAAUUAAAGAGAGUUCUACGCCAAUCACCUCGCCGUCGACCAAGGAAGUCUCUUUGGGCUUCGAAUCCAAACCCACAGAGGCCCCACUCAAGGAAGUUCAUUCAGACCCCUCCGACGGAACCUCGGGCAGUCCCAUUGUUCUCGAUGGUGACGAGGCUCCCGUGACGCCGAGGAUGACUCCUCCACCUAUCUCAAAUGCUUCGAAUAGCCAUGUCACCAAUGUCGAUGUUGAUGCCAACGCCAUGGAUCACGAUUCGGAUCACUCAUCCUCCGUCGCAAGCUCUCCCAGGGAGCCCCAGCCCGCCACCGAAUUUGAUUAUUGGGAUGAAGAGGAUGUGAUCAGCUAUGGAUUCGGUUCAGAGAGUGAAUCUUCGAACGUUGAGUCCUCUGACUCGGAGAUGGACAGUGAAUCCGAAGACACAACCUCCCACGGUGACGAAUUGGAGAACAAGCAUCAGCCACAGACAGGCAAUGAAACGCAGGUUGCCAAUGAGGAGGGGGCCGAGUUCGGUGCCCCUGCUUCAACUAUCCAGCCUAAGAACAUUCAACCACAGAACACCGAAGAAGCCCAAUUUAACUUUGACAAAGCAUGGCCGGCGACUACUUUCGCCAGAUCAGGCCCCCUUUCGCCAGCGAUGCUUUGCGAUCCGUAUGCUAUCCCAAGGUCGUCUUUGCAGCAGACCGGUAACUCAUAUCCCCGUCUGCCUAGUCUACAUGCUUUGUCCUCUAGUGGGUGGGAACCACAAGCUGUGCCACAGGGUGAUCAUUUUGAUAUCGGAACGGCACCUAGAGCCUUUGGGCAACGCUGCACUCGAUUCGAUACUCUUCCCGUGAGACGACAGCCACGACAGACAGUUCUCUCAGCUCCAGUAAUCCCUCCAGUGGUUCCUAGCUCCUACAAUGGCUCGAGCGGUGUGUCUCCUGUGAAGAAUGAUAUAUAUAGUGCGGAAGAUCAAUGGCAAGUUGAGAAGCCCGGCUUCCCAGGUCAGUCAAGGAUGCAGCAAACAACCUCAGCGGAUUAUUCGCGCGAACCCAACACCCGGCUCUGUAUUUCCGACAUUGUUGAUAGCCGGUCGCAAGAGGCCCGACCUGCGCAAGGACUCCCUCCAAAGAGGAAGGCAGAUGAGAUGGAGUCGGUCGUGAUGCCACAAGCACCCCCUUAUCCUGACGAAUUUGCUGAUCACUCGUCCGUCGAUGCUUAUGCAUCCGGCGCCAACACUGUACCGUUGGGCACUAGCGAACGUGUCAUUAACAAGGAGAGCUUUUCUCAAGAUGCGCAGCCGCGGCCCUCGCUGCCUGACCUUGACGACUCAACUCAGCACACUGGUCUCUAUUCUAUUCCCGAAGAUAGGCCUGAAGAAUCAAAGUCUGUUCCCGAUGUGGAAAGACCUAGCAAACGGCUCAAGACCUCCGAUGAAGGCCGCGGACGUUUCGUAACCCAUGCUGCAACGGCUCUUGCAGGUGCAGUGGUUGGCGGUCUUGGUACCAUUGCUCUGCUGGCAUCUUUGCCGCCUGACUACUUUGUCUAG